Molecule: messenger RNA, 1444 nt
Organism: Toxorhynchites rutilus septentrionalis
Lineage: Eukaryota; Metazoa; Arthropoda; Insecta; Diptera; Culicidae
Product: ADP,ATP carrier protein 2
Exons: 5
Coding region: 185-1087 (300 amino acids)
Biological process (GO): mitochondrial ADP transmembrane transport; mitochondrial ATP transmembrane transport
Cellular component (GO): mitochondrial inner membrane
Molecular function (GO): ATP:ADP antiporter activity
Source: RefSeq, a predicted model, not a curated record
CAUCGAUAAAUACUCAAUCCGCAAUUACUUGAUGUCCCGCGGUCCUCGAAGCAAGAUAUACCUUAUAGCAAAUCCUUCCGAUCCACUGGGGCAACAGUACACCGUUGUCGGGAUCAUCUGUCCAAUUUGUGUGCUUCCACCGUUGAAUCUAUUCCGUAAAGCACACCACUGACCAACAGCAACCAUGCCGGGACUAGCAGAUCCAGUUGCCUUCUUGAAGGAUUUUGCCGCCGGUGGUAUCUCAGCGGCCAUCUCCAAAACCGCUGUGGCACCAAUCGAGCGCGUCAAGCUGCUGCUUCAGGUUCAGCAUAUCUCCAAACAGAUCGCCGAAGCCGACCGCUACAAGGGUAUGGUCGAUUGUUUCGUGCGCAUCCCCCGCGAGCAAGGCGUUACCGCUUACUGGCGUGGUAACAUGGCAAACGUUAUCCGGUACUUCCCGACCCAGGCGCUGAAUUUCGCCUUCAAGGACAAGUACAAGCAGGUCUUCCUCGGUGGUGUCGAUAAAAACACCCAAUUUAUGCGCUACUUCGUCGGUAACCUGGCUUCCGGUGGUAUGGCUGGUGCCACCUCGUUGUGCUUCGUCUACCCCCUCGAUUUCGCCCGAACCCGUCUGGCCGCCGAUGUCGGUAAGGGAGGCGGCGAGCGAGAGUUCAAGGGUCUGGGUGAUUGUCUCACCAAAAUCUUCCGUUCUGACGGUCUUGUCGGUCUGUACCGAGGUUUCGGAGUAUCUGUUCAGGGUAUCAUCAUCUACCGAGCUGCCUAUUUCGGCUUCUACGACACUGCUCGUGGCAUGCUGCCGAAUCCAAAGACCACUCCAUUCUACGUCAGUUGGGCUAUUGCUCAGGUCGUCACCACCGUUGCCGGCAUCGUAUCGUAUCCCUUUGAUACCGUCCGCCGUCGUAUGAUGAUGCAAUCGGGUCGUGCAAAGUCCGAGAUGGUUUACAAGGGCACUCUUCACUGCUGGGCAACUAUCGCCAAACAAGAGGGCAGUGGCGCCUUCUUCAAAGGUGCCUUCUCCAAUGUCCUCCGUGGUACCGGUGGUGCUUUCGUACUUGUGCUGUACGAUGAAAUCAAGAAACUGCUAUAAGUUCCCUUCAGCAAUAUCCCUAAGGUCCUGCUUUUAAUGCCUAAUAAAUUUACCUUAACCCUCCCUUCCGCAUUCUACAUCUAAUACGAUCCAAUCCCAAAAACACCUAACUCGUCGAUUAUCAUGAUCCGUUUCCGUCCCUCUCCUUUCCAAACACCACUAUAUUCCUUUUCCUCCGAAGGGUUUCCAGAGCGCGCGCGGUUGUGUUCGAAGAACCGCGUGGUAUGUAUAUAUAUGUACAAAACAACUUGCAAACAGUGAAGAUCGAAGUGAUGUAGCGAAACGAUGCAAAAGUGCGAAGUAAAGUUAUAAGAAAAGUAACGGAUAAAUAUCUCGAACUGAGAGACGACAGAAAAA